GCGGGCGCUGGGGGUGCGGUGCGGGCGGUGCGGCGAUGAGCGCGGCGGUGCGGGCGGGCUGGCGGGUCGGGGCCGCCGCCGCCGCUCUGCGGGGCCGGGCCGGGCGCCCGCUCAGCCAGGCGGCCGGAGAGGGCGCCGGGGCCCAGGGCGGCGGGGGCGGCGGCUCGGGCUCGGGGUCGCGGGAGGCGGUGGAGCGGCUGGUGCGGGAGCACCCGGUGGUGGUGUUCAUGAAAGGCAGCCCGGCACAGCCGCUGUGCGGGUUCAGCAACGCCGUGGUGCAGAUCCUGCGGCUGCACGGCGUGGAGGAUUACCGCGCCCACGACGUGCUGCAGGACCCCGACCUCCGCCAAGGAAUAAAAAACUACUCCAACUGGCCUACCAUCCCACAAGUGUACCUCAAUGGUGAAUUCGUUGGUGGCUGUGAUAUACUCCUCCAGAUGCACCAGAAUGGAGAUCUUGUAGAAGAGCUGAAGAAACUAGGAAUCCGUUCAGCGCUACUGGAUGCAGAGAAAGACCAAGAAAAAAAGUAAAAUGAGCAAAAAAAGAAAAGUGCUGUGACAGGAAUAAAGCAAAUCUUUGAUGAGAACUUGUUACCAAUAAAGCCUUACGUACUUUAGGUCAAAGAAGGCAUCUUUUUGAACUGACACUAAAUGAAUGUCUCUUAGCUCAUGGUAAAUGUAGUGAUCUUGGUAUUAUGAUUUAUGGAUAUUGUGAAAAUUUGAAUAUAACCACUGCACUGUAUAACAUACGUUUGUGGAAAUUGUUGCUUUGAAAAAGAAGUAGUUCACUUCUAAAGCAUUCUCUUCUUAAUUGAGGUGGGAGUAAACCAAAAGAACUAAUAAUAUUUUUAUGAAUUUUGAGUGUGUGUUUCUCUUUUCUUUGAUACAUGAACCUACACAAAGAGCAUUUCAUUCCCUUUCUUCUCUUGAAAAAGCGUUAAGUAAUAGUGCAUCAGUUUUUCUGUAUAACUCCUGGUGAUAAGACUUCCUGAAAGCCUGUAAAACUUGUGUAAUCACAUACAAUAUAGGAGAAAAACAGUUUUCCAACAAUAUAGGAGAAAAAAGAUUAUGAGAGUGCAUGAAAUAUGCUUUUAUUCCAAAGGGUAAAAAUAAACAGACCUGUACAAAUACAUGUAUAGUGGUCAUUAUUACUUUGUAACUUUCUGAUGGCUUUUAAAACUGCUAAGCAUUGUGCCUAAAUAUUUUAUAAAACCUUUUCUACCUCUUGCAAAGCAGCUUUUCCCCCUGCUUAUAUAAUUUGUGUGUUGUAGUUCUGUGUUAGUGCUCAAAUGUGGGAAUUGUUUCAGGCUUCAGUAUUCUAGCUUGAAAUAGUACAGGAGAACACUUCAGUUAUUACUGUAAUCUUGUAUUAUUUACUAGUUACUAAGUUAUCUUUUUAUAUGUUUGUGUUUCCAAGUGUUUUCUCUCUUGACUGCUGUGCUUCAAAGAAUAUAGUCUUCAAACAUGGAAUUUACAGAUGAAAUGUUCAUGUGGAUGAGUGCAGCAGACAGGCUACUGAAAAGAUAAAGAUAAAUAUUUCUUUGUGGAAAGUCUCUGAAUUGUCUAUAGCUAUCUAACUACAUUUCCCUAAGUGAAAACAAAUUGUGUUAGCCAGUGUAGCUUCAGCUCUAUAGCAGUACUGCUAAGGUUAAAAUCUAACCAAGCUGUUUCUAAAUGCAGUUUUAUUAAUAUAAACCAGUUUGCAUGUGAAUUAAGCAAAUGGUUGGAAAUAAACUGUAUUUCAUGUUGAUUGUCUACAAUAGUUGCUCUUUAUUUUAAAUUACUAGUGAAACUGAUAUUACUUUUGAUUUGAAACCCAAGAUGUUUUCCACUGCAUAAGAUAGAAAAUGUGUUUUGGAGAAAGAAAAAAUUGUGAAUGGUCAGUGGAAGAGGAGGACAGGACUGGAACUUGCAGACAAGAGAGAUUUGAUGAAAGUUCCAGUUCUAAAUCUCUCCUACCUAAAUAAGCAAGUGGAGAAACUCUACGAGUACAUUCUUCACAGAAUUUGCCAAACUGAUCACUGUAAGCUUACUGUCUGGUUUUAAUGCAAUUCAUAUCACCAGGAUUAAAUACAGUGCUUGUGUUCUCUGUGUAUUCCCUUGUUCCUGACAGCUGCCCUGUGCCAGUGGAGGUGACUGAAUGGCCACUGCCUGUGAAUAAGUUACAGUCGGGGACAAUCACUCGCGGUUUUAGGCAAGGAGAUAUGAGUGCAUGAUUUCUUCUGUUCAUGGACCACACCAUAUUCAUUAAAUGCAAAGCUUUAGGUAUGGGUGAAAGUUAAUUCUGAGCAUUUGAAUUCAAAUUAAAUGACCUUUCUUACAGCUAAUCUUUCACAAGUAGUUUUUGCCAUUUGGAAUGUAAAACAACAUUUAGAAAAAUAAGUGAAUUUCAAAAGUCUUUGUUUAGUUGUGUCAAAAGACCUAUUGAAAUGAAUGUACACAGUAAACAAAGAAUAAGAUAAUGAAGAAAAUUUGAUUAUUUCUGUUUCAAUGGUUAACUCUUAGUCUGGCUACUAAAUAAAUCUAUUAAAACAA
Pseudopipra pipra is the source of this 2534-nucleotide messenger RNA. It is a transcript of the gene GLRX5, whose product is annotated as glutaredoxin 5. The coding region runs from base 36 to 530 and encodes 164 amino acids. The transcript is spliced from 2 exons. Gene Ontology annotation, cellular component: mitochondrial matrix. Lineage: Eukaryota; Metazoa; Chordata; Aves; Passeriformes; Pipridae. The record is from RefSeq and is a predicted model, not a curated record.